GUGCAAUACUGCACCUGGCGCACGCUUUGAGAGUUUGUUUUGUUUCUGAAUUGGAGCAAUUACGUGCGAAAUAUGCGGUUUGCUCAGAUAAUUGUGGGCCCCGCAGGCAGUGGCAAGUCCACGUACUGCAGCCUGAUGCAGCAAUAUGCCAUGGACUCCAAGCGAAACAUCCAAGUGGUGAAUCUCGAUCCGGCGGCGGAGCACUUUAGCUACACCCCGCUGACGGACAUUCGCGAGUUGAUCCACCUGGACGAUGCAAUGGAGGACGAGGAACUGCAUUACGGUCCGAACGGGGGCCUCAUCUUUUGCCUCGAGUUCUUGAUCGAGAAUCAGGACUGGCUGAAGGAUCAACUCUGCGGGGGCGAGAAUGAACUAAUGGUGGGCGAGCCGGACGAUGACUACAUCCUGUUCGACAUGCCCGGCCAGAUCGAGCUGUUCACCCACCUCAAAAUGGGCAAGCAGCUGGUGCAGCUGCUCGAGUCGUGGAACUUCCGCACCUGCGUGGUCUUCUGUCUGGACUCGCAGUUUAUGGUGGACGGGGCCAAGUUCAUUUCCGGCACCAUGGCCGCACUCAGUGUAAUGGCCAACAUGGAGCAGCCGCACGUCAAUGUGCUGACCAAAGUGGAUCUGCUGAGCAGCGAGGCGCGGAAGCAGCUUGAGAUGUACCUUGAGCCGGAUGCCCACAGCCUGAUGGGAGAGCUGACAGUGGGCACGGCCUUUGGCGAGAGGUACGGCAGGCUCACGGAGGCCAUUGGCGCUCUGAUCGAGGAUUUCAGUUUGGUGCGAUUUUUCCCUUUGGAUUCGCAGGACGAGGAGAGCGUGGGCGAUCUUUUACUGCAAAUAGACAAUAUUUUGCAAUACGGCGAGGAUGCAGACGUGAACGUGAAAGACUUUGAUGAGCCGGAGGAAGGCGAUCGGGAUAUAUAAGAUCCAAAAAUAUUACUUUUUAAGUGGUUUUUCAUAAUAUUGUGUGUGUUAUAAAAUAAAAUUAUAAUUAAUUAA
Drosophila elegans is the source of this 1002-nucleotide messenger RNA. RefSeq names its product GPN-loop GTPase 3. Lineage: Eukaryota; Metazoa; Arthropoda; Insecta; Diptera; Drosophilidae. The record is from RefSeq and is a predicted model, not a curated record. Gene Ontology annotation, molecular function: GTPase activity. Bases 73 to 927 code for a protein of 284 amino acids. The transcript has 3 exons.